Molecule: messenger RNA, 3928 nt
Organism: Salarias fasciatus (jewelled blenny)
Lineage: Eukaryota; Metazoa; Chordata; Actinopteri; Blenniiformes; Blenniidae
Gene: gnl1
Product: guanine nucleotide binding protein-like 1
Exons: 12
Coding region: 144-1967 (607 amino acids)
Molecular function (GO): GTP binding; GTPase activity
Source: RefSeq, a predicted model, not a curated record
GGAUAUGGCGUCACUGAAAAAGUGUAGGAGUCGAGAAACUUCACCCAUGUAAAUAACGUCAGUAAGCAAACCGAGAAGCUUUUGGAAGCGCUACAUGGUUUAUAGCUUGUAAUUAUUAAUACCAACGAUCUUAUUUUUGUAAAAUGCCACGGAAAAAGCCAUUUAGUAACAAACAGAAGAAGAAACAGCUGCAGGUGAAACGGGAGAGAAAGAGAGGUGACACAGGGUCUGGGCCCAGCAGCCGCAAUGCCAGUGUGGAACGGGGAGGAGAACGUCAGUCCGAUACCUCCGACAGUGAGACCACUGACAUUAGAAGAAUAAAUCAGCAGCCCUUCAGCAGAGAAGGUAGAUAUGACCCCAACAGGUUCCGACUUCACUUUGAGAAAGAAAGUAAAGAAGAUGUGGAGAAGAGAAAGAAGCUUGCCAGGGAGAAGGUGCUGCAACAAGUCUCAGACAAGGAGCUCGAGGUUGACAUCAAUGACAUCUAUCCCUCGGAGAAAGGUCUUGGUUUCCCACGGCGACCGUCCUGGAAUUAUGAGAUGACACGAGAGAGCUUGCUGAGGAAAGAGGAGAAGUCGUACAGAGAGUACCUGGAUGACUUGCACUCCAGAAACCCGCCUGGCUCUCUCAGCCACUUCGAGCACAAUCUGGAGACAUGGAGGCAGCUGUGGAGAGUUUUGGAAAUGUCAGACAUCGUCCUGCUCAUCGUUGACAUCAGGCACCCGGUGCUGCAGUUCCCUCCGGCUCUGUAUCACUACAUCACCGGGCAGCUGGGGAAGCAGGUGAUUCUGGUGCUGAACAAAGCCGACCUGUGUCCCCCUCCGCUGGUGAUCGCCUGGAAACACUACAUGGCCUCUCAGUUCCCACACCUGCAGCUGGUGUGCUUCACCUCCCACCCCGGACAGCCCUACAGCACAGUGCUUCAGAAGAAGAGGAUGAGGAGGAAGGCAGACUGGGGUCACGCUGGAGGUCCCACAGAUAUCCUGAAGGCCUGUCAGGAAAUCACAGCGGGGAGAGUUGACCUGUCGAGCUGGGAGCAGAAGAUUCAGAGAGAUGCUGUUGCUGAGCGAGCAGACAGACCAGACGAAGGAGCAGAAUCGAUUUUGGUGGAGCAUCAGAGCGACAGCGCUAUGGAGAUGACUAAUCCGUCACAGGAGCUCUAUAAAGAUGGCGUUCUCACACUAGGCUGCAUAGGUUUUCCCAACGUCGGGAAGUCGUCGGUCAUCAACAGCCUGGUUGGGAGGAAGGUGGUGAGCGUGUCUCGAACCCCCGGCCACACAAAGUACUUUCAGACAUACUACCUCACCCCGACGGUCAAACUGUGUGACUGCCCCGGCUUGGUCUUCCCGUCACGUGUCAAUAAACAGCUGCAGAUUCUGGCGGGCAUCUAUCCAGUGUCUCAGCUGCAGGAACCCUACAGCUCAGUCGGUUAUCUCUGCGAGAGAACGCCGUUCCUUUCUGUUCUGAAGCUCAAACACCCCAGUCUGCAAGAGAACGACUCUCAGCAAGGAAGCCAGGGCAGCGGCGAGCCCGGCUGGACCGCCUGGGACGUGUGUGAGGCCUGGGCAGAGAGAAGAGGUUAUAAGACAGCAAAAGCGGCUCGCAACGACGUCUACCGUGCGGCCAACAGUCUCCUCAGGUUGGCGAUCGACGGCAGGUUGUGCCUCUGCCUCAGGCCCACUGGCUACAGCUGCCUUAGAGAACACUGGGAGAACCACCCAGACCUGCCGGAGAUCAUGGCUCUUCAGGGACGGCUGACGGAGGAGGAGGGCGCAGGAGAGAGGGACGACGAGGACGACGGAGAGUCCAGCACCGAGCCGGAGGAAGAGAGGGACCGGGACGCAGACGACGACGAGGACGGAGACGACGAAGACGAAGGGUUUGGACACCCGAGACGGGAGGAAGAGAAGCCGCCCGGCUUCACUGUCAACAUGUAUAACGUCCUCCGGGAAAACGAGUGCGAGUGACGGCGCAGGGAGAGAUGAAACGAUCUUCUUCCCUGUCUGUGCAUUUUUCCAUUCCUUGUUUUUUCCCCAGACCUGCAUUCCUCCUCACUUUUCUUGCAUCUCCGCUCAUUUCGUCAUUACCUGCUCUGAACACGAUCUACUCUGAUUCAUCCAGCUUUAUUAUACAGAGCAUCCUCAUGUAUUCAUGCUGUGCCUCUGCUCUGCUUGUUCAUCCAUGAAGCUUUUGUCCUUAAGUGUUGCUUCCAGGAAUGGGUUUGCUUUGGGUUUGGUUUGGUUUCCUCUUGUUUAUUUUAUUUGCAUGUAGUUUCUCAAGACAAACGAACAAAGUAACUUCCCGAACGUUGGAGUUGUUGAUGUGCUGGUUUCCAAUCAUUUCAUCAAUAAAUGACCUCAUAGCUGAGAUGCCAAAGUUCAGGAAAGGAUGGGUUGAAACGAAACGGAUCACAUGCCGUUCCCUGGAGCAGCCGUGCGGCUCUCAGAGCAGCAGGAGACUGAAGAACUUGUCUCUAAAUCUUGUUUAUAGAGCAGAACUUGUCUCCAGUUUGGUUCGGGGCUGCCGGGAGGGAUCUGGGAGAUUCAGACUAUAAAACUCGAGCCGAUAAAACCAACAUUUCACAACGCAGUUUUCCAGUUUCCAGUAUUACGACUCCACUCAAGGAUGAUGUAUCUCAACUUGGUUUUGAUUUAGAUUGUACUGUAUCUGAGAGUGAUAUAUUUUUGGUGACUGUUUCAUUAUUUAGGGGGGAAGGUGGGCAGGGAGACGGGGCCGACUCCUGUAUUUACUGAACCAGGCUGUUUCAGGACGUUAACCUGUAGUGUUUUAACUACGACGACAAUUUUCCCUCUGAUGCUGAUGGAGAUUUUAAGCAUUUCGUGCAGGAUUUGGCCCUAUUUACCAAGCAUGUAAAAGGCAGUGCUGUUGGACUGCCUAACAAUCAGUUAAAGGGAUAUUGAACAUAUUUGAGUUCUGGCUGGAAGUUUAAAGAAAUGAACAAAUGGUGCUGUUGUGUUUGUACUGUGAAUAUGAAGCUUUCACCAACAGUUUGUUAGCAUAAAACUUGCCGUUAGAGCUGUGAUGCCUCUGCUCUCCUCUAACAAUAAACAGCUGAUUACCAGAAAAUCUUAUUAAUUUUUUAUUAUUAUCUUUUUUCUUGCCAUUUCAAGAUAGUAAACCCCAUAGUUGUACCCUGUUGGUCAGGACUGAGAUAUUCAGGAGAAAAUCUAAAACUUUUACAACUACUGGUCCGUAUUGUUCCUUGUUUUGUGACGAUUUAAAUUUUAAACAGCUAUUUGAGGGAGUUUUCAGCUGUCAGCGAAACCACAACAUGUUCCUGCUAAUAUGUGGUGUUCAGCUUGAACAGACAGGAUUAAACAGUGGUGGCUGGUUCGUCUUUUAUGUUGCGUAUUUGCUCUUUGCUGAGCUAUCAGGCUGUUGGCUGCAGCUUUCUGCGUACAGUAUGAACACACACAGCACAAAGCAAAUAAGGCAUUUCUCUAAAAUGUUGAACUUUUCCGUUGAUGAUUGCAAAAGAGAAACUGCUCGCCGCAGUUUGCGCGUCCAUCAUUAUAAAUACCAUCACACAUCCCGUCUUUCCUCUGAGACGAUGAGCGGACACACCCGCCGUCUCCCUCCGAUCCUGCGUGCUGAACCAUCGUGCGCCGCCGUACCUCACGUGCGACUCUCCAGCGCGGUGCUGUGUCACUGUGUAAUGCGUCAUUUUCUCGCAUCGGUACAACGGGGGCAGACACUAAAAACACUACCAAGCUGUUGGAAACACAACCAAGUUCCAGUUGUGUUAAUGUGAAUUUUGUUUCCCCCUCUCCCUCUGGGAAUAUUUAAACUGACAGCAUCUGGAGAGUGAGAGCUCGGGGUGUGUUCAGGGUAAUUGCUGCAUUCCUCAUUUCAUUCCUAGUAUGAUGACUGGACUGCUUUCUGCAAUAAAAAGUGAUAAUCCUCUGAA